This is a messenger RNA of Xenopus tropicalis (tropical clawed frog), 1835 nucleotides long. Its product is annotated as provisional ortholog of carbonyl reductase 1. Lineage: Eukaryota; Metazoa; Chordata; Amphibia; Anura; Pipidae. Gene Ontology annotation, molecular function: oxidoreductase activity. The transcript is spliced from 9 exons. The coding region runs from base 116 to 1090 and encodes 324 amino acids. The record is from RefSeq and is a predicted model, not a curated record.
AACCAAGUUGGUGGGUAGAAUAUCACAUAAUUAUGAGGAAGGAAGAUGGACCUAUAAAUCUAACUCUAGCAGAUUAAAUCUAUAUUUGUGUGGUGUUGUGGGUCGGAGAGAAGCAAUGGAACUGGGGCCAGAAUCCUGUGUUACCCUGAAUGAUGGACACAAGAUGCCAGUCAUUGGGUUUGGCACCUAUGCUCCAGACAAGUUUGACAAAUGCCUGGCAGAAGAUGCAACUAAAGUGGCCAUAGAGGUUGGAUUUCGCCACAUCGACUGCGCCUUCUUCUAUAGCAACGAGGCAGAGGUUGGAAGGGCAAUAAAGAUGAAGAUUGGUGAUGGGACAGUAAGGAGAGAAGAACUGUUCUACACUGGUAAGCUAUGGAACACGUACCAUGACCCUGAGCUGGUCCAGCCUGCGCUAAAGAAAUCCCUGCAGGACCUUCAGCUCGAUUACAUGGAUCUCUUUCUGAUACAUAUGCCUAUGGGACUAAAGCCAGGGGCAGAUCUCAUUCCAAGAGACGAGAGGGGUCACAUUAUUUAUCACAAGACGGAUCUACGUAAUACUUGGGAGGCAAUGGAGAAAUGCAAAGACGCAGGGCUGGUCAGAUCCAUUGGCGUCUCCAACUUUAACCGCCGGCAGCUGGAGCUGAUCCUUAAUAAGCCUGGGCUGAAAUAUAAACCCGUCUGUAACCAGGUGGAAUGUCACAUUUACCUGAACCAGAGCAAGCUGCUGGAGUUCUGCCAGUCCCAAGAGAUAGCGUUGGUGGGAUACGGCAUUCUGGGGUCCAGCCGAGAUGAGAAAUGGAUUGACCAGAAACUUCCGGUUCUUUUGGAGGAUCCAGUGCUGAAGGCCAUAGCUAGGAGACACUGUAAAUCGCCUGCCCAAGUGGCACUGAGAUACCUCCUGCAACGUGGGGUCGUGGCAUUGGCCAAGAGCUCAAAUCCAGAGAGAAUCAAAGAAAACUUCCAGGUGUUUGACUUCCAGCUGCCAGAAGAAGACAUAAAAGAACUAGAAGGUCUCAACAGGAAUUUGCGUUAUGUUGAUGCUAAAUUAUGGAGGGACCAUCCCCAAUAUCCUUUCCACGAUGAAUAUUAAAGUUCAAGAAGACUCGUCUCUCCAUGACCUGAGACUUAUAUAAUCGGUUAUGCCUACAACACAGACACUCAGCACGUAACAAUGGGGCGCUAACGAGGAAGAUAAACAAUAUUCCAUUCAUUUCCAAAGGCAGUGGAGGACAGUUCUGGUUUAGUGCCCCCCCCCCCUUUUGUCCCAUGAUGCUGUUGUGCUAAGCACCAAGCCAUAUGCUCUACCAGCACAUCCUCUGACCAGUUACCUAAGGGACUGACUCACUAUAUACAGUAUAUAUACAAUAUAACAUAUAGUAAUAGUAAUUAAUUCAGUUGCAUUGCAUGGCAGCAUAGAUAUCAGUGCAGUCUGCAUCAGAAUAUAUUCAUACUCAUCCCUGUAGCAUCAGCGUCUAUGGUAGAUGAACCUCACUUCCUGCUUGAUGAUUUCCCCGCCCCCUAAGCUUAGCUUCCCAGCAGCCCACUGAGCACGUGCAGUGCCACUGACACAUAAAACAUGUCAUAACAAGAUCCAAGAUGGGGGCUAAGGGGGCAACUGUGAAGGCAGGGGGCAUUACUGUUAUAGGGCUGCUGUACCUCUGGGCUAGUACAGUAUCUAAAAUACACCAUUUUAGACAUACAUACAAUAAUAAUAAUUUAUAAGAAUUUCACAUUAGCCGGGGGGCAUAUUUACAACACCCCCCCAGGUAAUUCUUUAUUGCUGUGUUUGGAAUCUCAUUUUACUGGGGUGUAAUAAAUGAUUGUGUAUCACAGAA